AUGCUGACCAGUCCCCCACACCCCAAAGAACCGAAAUAUGUGGAUGGGAAGGACGCGUUUAACCGCCGACCCUCGGUGCGAACGGAACCGCAGCCACCGGGGCGGGUCGGCUGGCUCAGGUGCUCCGAUCACCUGCUGCUUGCGGGAACAGGAAAGCAACAACUGAAGAUCGAGGGGGACUUUUGGUUUACUCAGAUGACAAGAGACAAUUUUGGUUCCCCAAAAGCCAAGGAAACAAAGCUGUCAGGCUUUAAUGGUAGCUUGUCUCCCUCCUGCAGCAUGUUUAUGGGCAAACAAGCUGCAGAUCAGACCAGGCAAACAGCAGCAGUGCCCAUCCCCUCGAAGGCCAAUGGCACCACCAUCUCCACGCUGUCCAUGAACAAAGACGGCCUGAUUGGAGGGGUCACGAACCCCAAUGAGGUUUUCUGCUCCGUGCCUGGGCGCCUCUCUCUCCUCAGCUCCACUUCCAAGUACAAGGUGACGGUUGGGGAGGUGCAGAGGAGGCUCUCGCCCCCCGAGUGUCUCAACGCCUCUCUCCUCGGCGGGGUGCUCCGCAGAGCUAAAUCAAAAAAUGGAGGCCGGUGUUUAAGGGAAAGGUUAGAGAAAAUUGGACUAAAUCUACCUGCAGGAAGGCGCAAAGCUGCCAACGUCACCCUGCUCACAUCCCUUGUGGAAGGUGAAGCUAUUCACCUGGCUCGGGAUUUCGGCUACGUCUGCGAAACCGAGUUUCCGGCCAAGGCGGCGGCAGAGUACCUGUGCCGGCAGCACUCCGACCCCACGGAGCUCCACACCAGGAAAAACAUGCUGCUGGCUACCAAGCAAAUUUGCAAGGAGUUUGCAGACCUGAUAGCCCAGGAUCGCUCUCCGCUGGGGAACAGCCGCCCCUCGCUCAUCCUGGAGCCCGGAGUCCAGAGCUGUUUGACUCAUUUCAGCCUGAUAACCCAUGGCUUCGGGGGUCCGGCCAUCUGUGCCGCCCUCACUGCCUUCCAGAACUACCUGGUAGAGUCCCUCAAAGGGCUGGAUAAAAUAUUCAUGAACAGCACAGGGAACGGGCACACGACCGGGGACUCCAAAGCAUCAGACAAAGAGGUGAAGCAUCGGAAAUAACAGCACUGCCUCCCCCGGUGCCAGCUUUCCCUGGGCACCAGCAAUGGCUCCAGGGGGAAGGAUGACCCAGUGCACUGUUUUCUAAACUGCUGACUUUGAACGUGUGAGGAAACUCGUAAAGCAAACAAAGAAAAGACAGGAAAAAAGAAGACUUAAAGAAUUUAAGAAGAAAACAGUGCUAAUGAACGUAAUGAGAUUGAGAGAAGCCAGGCUGAUGGCUUUGGGGUUUUGCCUUUUUUUUGUUGUUGUUUUGUUUUGUUUUGGGUUUUGGGUUUUUUUUUGUUACAUGGAUGGAGGAACCCAAGUCAUGUGCAAUUUGAUUUUAUUUUGCUUUUAAAGAAAUCCAUAGUGAAAUCCUUCUGUGCUCGAGGAAUUUGUUCCAAAUGAAAAACUGAGAGGAAAGAGCAAAAGCCUCAUCAGUGCAAGACCCAGAGCAGGAGGAGCAGGAGCAGCCGAGGGCAGGGGAACGGAACCCUGGCUCUACCUGGAUUUAUGUGCUGGUUUUGAGGCAAACACACAGGAAACCUUCCCAUUUCCCCACCCAUAGCCCAGCCCUGAUGCCAGGCCAAGGAAAAUUGCUGGCAGAACUGCUGUGGAUUUAAAGCAGAUCCAGGCUUUGUUUACAGCUUCAAACUGAGACUCACUGUGGAUUUUCCUGUGGACUGAGGAGCCCCAAGCCACGAGGCAGGAACAACCACACAGCCAAUGAGUCCCAGGGCAGGACUGAGGGGAGUCCCCCUGACUGCUGCCCUCCUGGCUGGGGAUAAGGCAGGUGAAGUUAAACCCAGGACUAAAUAAAACUCCACAAGCUACAGAUAAUAGCAUACAAGUUUCUAAAAUUAGAUAUAAUAAUAGUAAAUAAAGCACAAGGAGCAGAACUUGAACUAGGCCAAACUGAACUGCCAAAUCUGUAUAUAUUUAUUUAUGUGUAAUUAAAAUCUGAAAGUUUUAAAAUGUCCAGUGCAAGUUAUUUAUAUCAAAUUGAGUUGAGUUUUUUGUUUUGCCUUUUUUGUUUGUUUGUUUUGGGUUGGGUUUUUUUUCUUUUGAAAGAUGAAAAUCUUUGGAUUUUUUGCCAUUAGAAAUGGGAAUGAAGUUUUGGAUCCACCAAACUGUAGCAUGGACAAGCUAGGCUGUGAUGAUGAUAACUCUAGAAGUUCUGCAGGAUUUUGUACUUGCUGUUGUAUCUCUUAAUGCUGCAAUAGAUGUACAACACCCACACUACAAUGUCAUUCUCAUUCUCUUAAUAAACCUCUUUUUAUUUGAAGAAAGCAC
Cyanistes caeruleus (blue tit) is the source of this 2379-nucleotide messenger RNA. The record is from RefSeq and is a predicted model, not a curated record. NCBI's taxonomy places the organism in Eukaryota, Metazoa, Chordata, Aves, Passeriformes, Paridae.